This is a messenger RNA of Alligator sinensis (Chinese alligator), 1565 nucleotides long. RefSeq names its product gap junction protein alpha 9 (gene GJA9). The record is from RefSeq and is a predicted model, not a curated record. Lineage: Eukaryota; Metazoa; Chordata; Crocodylia; Alligatoridae. The transcript has a single exon. Gene Ontology annotation, cellular component: connexin complex. Bases 1 to 1560 code for a protein of 519 amino acids. Gene Ontology annotation, biological process: cell communication.
AUGGGAGACUGGAAUUUCCUUGGUGGCAUUUUGGAGGAAGUCCACAUUCACUCCACUAUUAUUGGAAAGAUCUGGCUAACUAUCCUAUUCGUAUUUCGAAUGCUUGUCCUUGGAGUGGCAGCCGAAGAUGUCUGGAACGAUGAGCAGUCAGAAUUCAUUUGCAAUACCGAGCAACCUGGCUGCAGAAAUGUUUGCUAUGAUGAGGCCUUUCCUAUCUCUCUCAUAAGAUACUGGGUCUUGCAAGUUAUAUUUGUAUCUUCACCUUCUUUGGUAUAUAUGGGCCAUGCCUUAUACAGACUAAGAGCAUUAGAAAAGGAGAGGCAAAAGAAGAAGGCACAGGUCAGACUGGAACUCGAAGGUGUUGAAUUAGAAAUGACUGAAAUUCGAAAAAGACUGGAGAGCGAGCUUCAUGAACUGGGCCAAAGAAAGCUAAACAAAGCACCCCUAAGAGGCUCCUUGCUUGGCACAUAUGUGAUGCAUAUUUUUACUAGAUCAGCAUUUGAAGUUGGGUUUAUGAUUGGGCAGUAUCUUCUUUAUGGGUUUCAGCUUGAUCCCCUCUACAAGUGCCAGAGAGAUCCGUGUCCAAACACAGUUGAUUGUUUUGUGUCGAGGCCAACGGAGAAGACUGUGUUCAUAUUAUUUAUGCAGUCGAUAGCAACUGUGUCGCUCUGUUUAAACAUAUUGGAAAUUAUCCACCUAGGGUUCAAAAAAGUUAAGGAAGGGCUUUGUGGGCAGGAUGACAUUGAUGACUUCUACGUAAGGAAAUCGAAGGCAAACUCCGUAGUACCCCGGUCUUCCAUGGGAACCUCUUCAACUCCACAAAAAACACUUCCUUCUGCACUCAGCGAUUACACCUUGCUGAUGGAAAAGCCUCCUGACGCAGCGGUCUAUCCCGUUUUAAAUCCACCUUCUGUGUUCCAGUCUAUUCAAAACAGCCAGACAGAGAGUAGUGAUAAUUGUUUCCUGAUUGAACAAAAAAAUAAACUCUCAGAAGGGAUGCAGACUUCUAAUGCUGGCAACAGUCAGCCUGGCAAGACUAGCUCGAAUGAUAAUGAAACUUUAAUUAAAGUAUUUGAGUCAGAAAGCAAUUAUAUUCAGAAACCAGAUGAAGACAAACAUUUCCCCAAUGGUACUUUUUGUGGUCGUAUAGAUGCUGCUAGAGGGACGUGCUCAAACAGCCUUGUUGACCUGCCACCUGGGUGUUCGCUGCAAUCUGACAUUGUGUCCGUUGCUUCAGCGGACGGCCUGGCCAAGCCAGGUGAAAAUCCUUCCUUGUGGAGCUUCUCUGCCGUGUUUGCGAGUGUGGGGUCUCCAGCAAAUUCUCCCGCGGGCAAGAACGGGAAACAACCUAGUUUCAGUGGAAGCAAAGCCCUGCCUGUUUGCAAGAUGGGCUGCAAAACAUCCAGCAGACCGGACACUCCUGAUUCUCUGGGCAAGAUGAGCUCGGACUCCAAACAGCACAAGGACUACGAUAAUCCUCAGGCUCUCUCCCUCUCUCGGCAAAUGUCCGUGGCAAGGAACACCAGCAGCAGGCAUUCUCCUACCGAUCUCCAAAUCUAAGUGAC